AUGCCAAGAACGAACCGCAUGUGGGCAGUUCUGCCUCUCCUGUACACACAAGUUAAUGCUGGACCGGUCGUCACAGGGACUUGUGCCCCAGUCGCCGCCGUAGUAACAAUAUUGAACGGAUUUCCCCAGGCCAGCUCGUUUUGUUCAUCAUGGUUGAGCAUCAAGACGCAAUCUACGACUGUCACGGUUACCUCAGUGCAGACGACGAAAGCCUUUGUUACCUCUACGACAGGGACGAACACCUUUUCGGCAGCGACGGUCACUUCGGUUGGCGAAGUCCAUGUCCUUACAGCGCCCGCCCGGACAACGACUGUCACCGCAGAACCUACGACCAUUACUCUCGACACUGUCAUUGUCAAUGCCGACACAAGUACAAUUUCUCUUACGGCGGAGCCCACUUCAGUUACUGGAGAACUUGUCGUUGAGACCGCUGCCACCAGUGUCACUACGCAGACCGUUGAUGCUUCGACUAUCACCAUUGAUGCUGUCACAGACACGGCCGAUACCGUCACGGUCACCAGCACCGAAUUCGUGACGUCCACAAGUAUAGGCUUUGACCGACGUGAUGCGUCACCGCAGCUUGUUCCAGGACUUCCUGCCGGUCUUGCACUGUUAGCUGGCGUAGCUCGAACCAGGAUAUCAUCUGCUUGUGGCUGUCUUAGGCUACCCACCCCGACAUCGACACUCACAACGACUCAACAGAGUGUGGCAACAACUUAUGAGACCGUCAAUGUUGCUGCUCAAACCACAAUAACCCCUACUUUCGUCGAGACGCCUAUCUCGACGAUGACCCCAGAGGUGACGGAGCAUGAGACGCCGAGGGUCACCAUUACGUCGUUCUCGACAUUUGUUCCUCUGCACACAGAGUACACCACGCCGACAGUCUACAUCACCCCUUCAAGCACCUUCACACCACUCUCGACGGAGCUGGUCACGCCGACCGUAACGGUUAUACCAACUACUACAAUAACACCUUCCACAGUAGUAUACACAACCCAGACAGUACAAGCUAAAGCACUUCCUCCUGCGAAGUGCGAUGGCUCCGGGACACCAUACACAGCACGCGACGGCUCGAAGUAUGUCCUGGAAUGCACAAUGGACGCCCAAGGCAACAAACUACCUGGUGUACCACGCGUUCCGGUCGAGGGCCUUGAAUAUUGCAUCGAUCUCUGUACCAGAGAGGGCACAAAGUGUUUGGCAGCUCGCUGGGAGCCGAGCACCAAACUGUGCGAGUUGAGAUCCGGCUAUGGCUCACGUUUCGCUGCAACCUCGGCCGUACAUUUUGCCAUUCGUCAGACAAAUCCUACGACGGAAGACUCUCCCCAGCCGUUCUUAGUGAACGGAGAUUUUGAGAAUGGAUUGACGCCGUGGAAACACACCCGGCUAGAAAGUUCUUCAGGUUGCUCGCCCAAUCGAGCCUGGAAUGUCGAAGGUGGAAAAGCCUACAUUUCUUACUAUGUAUGUUCGGGCGUGCCAAAUGAUGAAUUGGUCCAGCCUGUCACUUUAGUUGCUGGUACCGCCUGGACCUUCAGUGCUCAGGUCACCUUUGAGGUCUUCGGGUCAGGAGGGAACCCAAAUGGAGGCUGUAGUGUCACCUUCGACAGUUUCGGAGGGAAUUUCGAUGCAAGCUAUGGGUACGGGCGUCGAUUCGAACGAUUAGUCAAUCUCGUUGGAAAUGGUGUCUCCCGGGUCAACGGGACCGCAAACUUCAGGAUCUACAGCGUUUGCUCCAGCUCCCCUGGAAUACGUAUCGGGGUCGACAACGUCAACUUCUCGACGCUCAAAGAUGUUCCUGGGUCCAAUGUAACCGUAAUAUCACCAGUGCAGGUCAUCCAGAACGGCGACUUCAGCAGCGGCGCUCUCACGCCCUGGACUUUCCGCAAAAACGCCAAUACAACCGUCGAUGUAAUGGGAAAUGCGGCUCUGAUCUCAUACCCCGGCGGAUCGACGUCGAAUCUCGAGGCAACCCUCAUGCAGGCCAUUUCUUCUGCUGAGUACGGGCAAACGUACCACUUCACAGCCAAAGUGGUCUUUAGCUUCCCAAGCAAUAAUGUCAACUCCGACCAGAAUCUUUUGAUUGACCAGAGGGGAUCAAUCAUUUCGACGACUCCCAACAGCUUGAAUAUCCGGGCGAGUUGUGGGAGGUCGGCUACUGCUACGCCCCUCGUCUCGAUUGACGACGUCUCACUCACGCUGAACGCUUGA
This is a messenger RNA of Cercospora beticola, 2205 nucleotides long. NCBI's taxonomy places the organism in Eukaryota, Fungi, Ascomycota, Dothideomycetes, Mycosphaerellales, Mycosphaerellaceae. The record is from RefSeq and is a predicted model, not a curated record.